Molecule: messenger RNA, 812 nt
Organism: Oreochromis aureus
Lineage: Eukaryota; Metazoa; Chordata; Actinopteri; Cichliformes; Cichlidae
Exons: 4
Coding region: 1-720 (239 amino acids)
Source: RefSeq, a predicted model, not a curated record
AUGGGAAUUUACAUCAUAAAGUCAAGAGAUACCAAUGGCAGCCCUGAGGACAUCGGGAUAGUCCUUGAAGGCCAGAGAGUCUGGCAGGAUUUGGAUAACUAUACCCUAGCAGCUGCAGUGCUGUUUGGACUAAUGUACACUUUGAACCUCACCUACCCACUGGAAAAUGUUGACAGGACUUUGCUGCUGAGGUUGGUCCACUGCUGUGCUAUAGCCCAGCUGUGGGCAUCAGCAGGCCUGCAGAGGGCUCUGCAGCACAGGCUGGAUCUGUCCUGCUCCUCCUUUAUGGACCUGGAACAGGAGGAGCAGAGAGAAGCUUUGAGACUGACGGCUGCUGACUGCCGGGCCCUCUCCACCGUCCUGGGGCACAGCAGCCAGGAGACACAGCUCGACCUCAGAGACUGUGAGGUGGAUGACUUCGGGCUGGACCUGCUGCUUCCUGUUCUGGACAGAGUCCGGCUCAGAGCCAGUAAAGCCGUCCUCCUGCAGCUGGUGUCCCUGAUCCCUCUGCACAGUCAGAGGGACUCGCUCAAACGUGCACCGUCUCUGUGGAGAGCUCUGGAUGGAGAACUGGACCUCAGUCACAGCACACUGGAUCAGUGGACCUGCAGCUCUUUGGCUCUGCUGCUGGACUCAUCUGAAGGUCUGACAGAGCUGGACCUGAGUCACUGUGAGCUCACUGACCAGCUGCUACACACACUGAUCCCACAGCUGCACUAAGUCCAAGUCCUGGAUCUGAGUCACAAUCAACUGACCAAUGCCUCCACCAACAUGUUACUCCACCUGACCUCCACCAGGUCCUCCAUUCAAUC